This is a messenger RNA of Paramecium sonneborni, 2061 nucleotides long. The record is from the annotation of a GenBank genome assembly. Lineage: Eukaryota; Ciliophora; Oligohymenophorea; Peniculida; Parameciidae.
AUUUAAUAUUAAAUGCCAAUUUAGGAUGCUUUAAUUGUAUUUACAUAUUUGCUUCCUGCUACAAUAAGUGUUCUAUAUAUUAUAGGAAUGGCAGUACGAUUCUAUGAUUUACGCUCCAAUUUCUAAACUGAACCCCUUCCCUUUAAUUAUUCAAUCAUUUUGCGGAUUACAUUGUUAACUCUAGAUAUUAGUAAAUUUAUUAUCUACUCAGAGCUGCUGAAUUUAUUGAAUUUAUUCUAAUGUUAACUUUACAUGACCAUUAAUAUUAUUACUUUUCUGGCGUACUCUUUGUUAACAUUUCAGCAAUUAUCAUGCAAAUCAUUUUAAUGGUAAGAUUCUAUACAGAUUUAGACUUAUGAAUAUAAGAAAUAAGUACCCAUGUUCUUUGCUCAUAAAAUCUAUUGGUUCUUAAAUUGGUUAUUUUUAAGUAUCACUCUUGGAUUACUUGCAUUUUAUGUACAUUUUCAUUCCGUAUUUUAGAAUGGGAAUCUAUAUGAAUAUGUAUUACUUUUAUUUCGAAUUUGUGAUUACAUCGUUCUUCUUAUCUUUACAAUCUGUAUAAGAAGAUAGGAUCUUCCAGAAUUCGAGAACUUGGGCUUUUGGAAAAGUGAAUUACCAAUGAUUGAUUUAUCAGAAUCUCAAAGACCAAGAGUAUCUACUGUUAAUAGUAUUUAUUAAAUACUCAUUAGAUUCAUCAAAUUCCACUUUCUUAAAAAUAGAUGUGAAGAAAUAAUGGAAUAUUGUUGAUGACGAUAUUGAAGUCAAAUUAGAUAUGUAUAUUUCUAAUCUUAUUAUUUCCAAGUAUUAUUGUAGGAACAGACAAGCAAUUCAAAAUAAAAAAAAAGAUUUCUCAAAUCUUUGAAUAUCAUUCCUAAUACGUAUUCGAGAAUAAUGAUUAUUUUGAAUAACAUUAAAAUGAUUUACUACAAAUUAAUUUCUUAAUAAAAUAGAUGUAAGAGAGUCAAGAUUUAGCUUUAAUUAGUUCUAUUUAGAGAUACUUUAAUUUUAUUAUAAGUAAGCUUGAAUUGAUUACGUUGUCUUUUGUUGAAUUCAUUUAAUUACAAAAUUAAGAGAAAUUAUUGAUUGAAGAAAUGAAAAUAGCUAAUCAUACUUAAAAUCUACAUAAAUCAUCAAUGAUAGUUAGGAAGAAUUAAAUAAAUAAGAAAUGUAAAUGGGAUAUCUAAUCAUAAUAUCUACCUUAUUUGGAUGCUAGAAUCACAGAAUAUUAAACCAUAAAAAAUCUUACUGAAACUUAUGUACAAUAUACAAUGAUAACAUAAUUUGAAGAUGAAACUCUUAUGGUAUAAAGAAGAUUUAAGGAAUUCUAUGAAUUUAGUGAAGUAAUGAAAAAUAUUACAGAAAUCAAAAGCUUCCCUCCUUUUCCUCAAAAAUCAUUAAUUAAAAUGUCUAAUGAAGAAAUAGAGGAGAGAAAAUAAGAUUUAGAGAUUUUCAUGAGAGUACUAUUGAAUGAUCGAUGUUAUCAUGUUUCAACUCUAUUCAAAUUUAUAGGAAUGUCUCAAUUUUUAGAAGAACAAGUUAAAAAUCUAUAAACAAAAGUAAUUAAGGAAAGUGAAUUGAUAAGAAAAUUAUAGAUAAAAAAUACUGGAUUUGAAGAAGCAGUAGGAAAAGAUGGUGAUAAAUUUAUAAGAUAUUCUUUUGUUAUAGGAACUGGAGAUUUAAAACACACAAUUUGGAAAAGAUUUAGUUAAUUUGAUGAAUUACAUAGUAUAUUAAAAUAAAGGUAUAUGAAUAUAAAAUCAUAGAUAUCCUUUAUUACCUUAAUUACCUUAUAAGACUACAGCAGCAUUAUAGUAAAUAAAUCCAAAUGUCAGAUGUGUAAAUCUUUAAUAAUAUUUACUGGAUUUAAUAAAAGUGCCUACUAUAGGUGAAAAUGCUCAUGUGAGAUAAUUUUUAGAGGUCAGAAAUUUUGAGAAUAGUGUAAAUGAUUCAGGAUUUGGAGGAGGAUCUCUUUCUUAAUUUGAUAACAUUUUGUAAAAAUUAGAUAAUAAUAAUAAAGAUAUAGAAUAAUUGGAAAAUAUGAGAAACAGAUUAUGGUAAUGA